ACCCACAUGACUUACAGCAAUUCAGUUCAUUCACAAGCAACAAUUAAAACACAUUGAGAUACUAGUAAAAGUGUUAAAUUUCAUAAUGGAAUUGUUUGGCAAGAUUUUAUUGAUCACUGCUAUUUCAUUAGCACUUUUCGGUGAAACGUUGAGUAAAAUACCAAAUUAUAUAAAAGUGUGCAGAGCAUCCGAUCCCAGAGUAACACAAUGCAUUGCAACUUCAAUAAAAGAUUUACUCCCAAAAUUGAAAAAUGGAAUCAGAGAAUUGGAUUUACCACCUAUUGAACCUUUACACUUGCAUAAUAUUAAAUUAAGCACUGGUAAACACAGCAAUAUAUCGAAUUUAUACGUUUAUGGUAUAACUACAUUCAAAUUAACUGAUUUAAAGACAGAUGUUGUACAUAAUCGAUUUAUGUUCAAAUCAGUAGCACCUACAUUACAUUUUAAUGGAAAUUAUGAUUUAGAUAUGAAAUUGGUUUUUAUUCCAAUAAAAGGCCAAGGAAAAAUUAGUGGUGUAUUAAAUAAUUUUCAUGCUGACGGAAUGAUGCACGGCAAGAAAAUAUGGCGAAAUGGCAAACAAUAUCUACACUUCCAGAAAUUCCAGUUAAAAAUGCAUUCGGCCGAUGCCAAAUUACAACUGGAUAAUUUAUUCGGCGGUGAUCCAUUCCUAGGACAAGUUACCAACUCAGUAAUCAACAGUAAUAUAAACGUGAUUAUGGAUGACAUAAUGCCGGCACUGGAAAAUUCGUUAAGCCAAGACUUAACUUCGAUAGCAAAUAAAAUAAUGGAUAGAUUUACAUACGAUGAAUUAUUUCCUCAAUAAUUUAACAUCUUCUUUGUUACAAAGAAGUUUUACAAGUUUAAUUUGACAUUGUCUUGACUGCUGUAAUGUGUCUGUAGUUUUUACAAUACAUUAGUAAUGCUGAAUAAAUUGGCUUUGGUCUUUGUU
Dalotia coriaria is the source of this 949-nucleotide messenger RNA. RefSeq names its product protein takeout-like. Lineage: Eukaryota; Metazoa; Arthropoda; Insecta; Coleoptera; Staphylinidae. The coding region runs from base 86 to 823 and encodes 245 amino acids. The transcript is spliced from 4 exons. The record is from RefSeq and is a predicted model, not a curated record.